CCACCACCAUCACCACUACUAACUAACUGCACCGCAUACUUCCACUAUAACACCAACACCACCGCCACAUCUGUCGCCACGCCUCCGUCUUCACCAUCUCUAUCAGAAAGAACACACACACACACACACAUACACACAAACACACACAUACAAACACACCAUACGUACAUAUAUACGCAUACACACAUACGAACAGACGCGCAUACACACGCACGGACACACACAUGAACAGAGGUACCAUCAUCACCACCGUCGCCGCCGCCACCACCACCACCACUACCACAGCAGCAGCCGCCACCGCCGCCGCCUUUACGCCAGCACGCAACAUCACUCUGACCACCACCACCACCGCAACCACCACCACCACCACCAUCAGCUACAGCUACUAACAACUGCUGUUGUUACUGCUGCUGCUGCUGUUGGAUCACUAUACCACAACUACCACCACCACAAUCACUACUACUAUUAUUGUUACUACAACUACUAUUACCACUACUACUACUACUACUACUGCUACUACUACUACUACCAGCCGCACCAAGUAUUAAGCUAUCGCCGCGCACCGCUGUCUCUGUUAUUUACUACAACACAUGGAGUACCGCCGGAGUCCAUGUAGGCAGUUCUAAUGAGAGCGAGACACUAUGGCAUGCCUUUCGGACUGGAUAUUACGCUACGGCUGUUUUCUAUGGAUUUUUACCUGGUUGUCGAUGGACACACACGCCAAACGAACGCAAACCUUCUACAUGGAAGGAGACGGCUGCACGAGUCAAAGACUGACGGGAGCCACAGUGUUUUCACACCACAGAACAGCCAGUAAGAAACUAUUCAAACACAAAACAGAAUGUACAAUGACGUUUUAUGCCGCUAUUAAAGGCUGGAAAUUAAUGCUUCGUAUGAUUGAGCUGGACAUUCCAGACCGGACAUCAAAAGGCAUCUGUAAUGAUGCCGUCUACAUUUAUGACCACAAAUCUGUUUAUGCUAACGGCAUGGUAAGUGUUAGAAAAUGAAAGAUGCAAAAAAAAAAAAAAGAAAAAAAAAAGAAAGAAAGAAAAAUGAAAAAAAGAAACAAAGAAUGCUAAUAUAGCUUCAUUCUUUGAUUGAUAUCACUUUAAACAGUUUGCUGCUUCUUUUAUUUUCGUAUUUCCGUGAUUUCACAUAAAAGAUUGACUUCAUUGUGUUAUAUAAUUCUUUGACAUGUAUAGAUGUUUCUCUUUUGUCUUUUAACUGUUAUAUCAUUUACAUUUAUGUUGUUUUUGCUGUACCCUUGUUCCAUAAACAUUGUACAAAACUCUUUACCAGGUCAGGUCGGCUUUGCAUUGACAGGAAUCAAAACGAGAACUGGCGCGGUCAGUUUAUUACGCAAUGAAUGUCUACUAACCAUGAAUCAUUGAGAUAACCUCCGCCCGCCCCCAUUUAAUUACUGGUGUCUACUUUAUUAUUUAUCCUUUUACUUCCUUCAGUCAUUGCACGGUGGCCAUACUGGUGCAAUCGUCUUCGAAUGUUUGUUUAGUCGAAACAAUCGACCCUACAAAUUAUUUUAUUCUUAAGCUUCCUACUUAUUCAAUCGGUUAUUUUGCCGAACCGCUAUGUUACUGCGACUUAAAACAAACCAGUUGUCAAGCGGUGGUCGGGAACAAAAACACACACACAUACACAUAUGCACACAUGCACACACAUUAUUAUUAUUAUUGCUAUUAUUGCUAUUAUUAUUAUUAUUAUUAUUACAUAAGGCGGCGAACUGCAGCUUAUAAUAGAAGACGCUUGCUGAACGUGCCAUGCAGUAGUAUUGAACUGGAGACCACGUGGCUACAAAACGAGAGUCUUAACCAUACCCCCAUGCAAACGCCUACAAAUAGCUAAAAGCGCAAAAGUUCUCCUCGCCAUAAUUUUUCUUUUAUUUUUAUUUUGCCUCAAGUCAAAUCGGAUCAAAUCGUGACUAUACCGAAAUAUUUUCAGUAACAGUAUGUUAUGUCACAAGCUACUGCUAUCUAGCACCUUCGGAUGAUCUCCACUCAACCGCUACACAACUGCUACUCGACUGCUACUCAACACUCCUACCACGGCCAGACUACCUCUAUUAAUAUGUCUUGGGAGAUCCUACUUCGCCUGAGGGCGUCGACACAACACAGUAUAUCAAAAACAGGCCAGUUUUUAAGCGGCAAAGAGUAAAAUUCAAUUUAGUUGUUAUUUUUAGCAAGAUGAGAGACGACAAAGAAAUUUUUCACCCCACCUCUUCCCUGUACUUCUAUCCUUUCUACU
Octopus bimaculoides (California two-spot octopus) is the source of this 2259-nucleotide messenger RNA. RefSeq lists its product as uncharacterized. NCBI's taxonomy places the organism in Eukaryota, Metazoa, Mollusca, Cephalopoda, Octopoda, Octopodidae. The record is from RefSeq and is a predicted model, not a curated record. Gene Ontology annotation, molecular function: protein binding.